Messenger RNA from Salarias fasciatus (jewelled blenny), 6076 nucleotides. It is a transcript of the gene prox1a, whose product is annotated as prospero homeobox 1a. Gene Ontology annotation, biological process: regulation of transcription by RNA polymerase II. The transcript has 5 exons. The record is from RefSeq and is a predicted model, not a curated record. NCBI's taxonomy places the organism in Eukaryota, Metazoa, Chordata, Actinopteri, Blenniiformes, Blenniidae. Gene Ontology annotation, molecular function: RNA polymerase II cis-regulatory region sequence-specific DNA binding; DNA-binding transcription factor activity, RNA polymerase II-specific. The coding region runs from base 597 to 3059 and encodes 820 amino acids. Gene Ontology annotation, cellular component: nucleus.
UCCCAUUCCCUGGUCAAGUUCAGUGCGUCGUUCUCCGGACCGGACGGACGCUUCUUAUUGGUAGGCUGCGGCGGUUACAUCACGCCGCUCGUGACGUGCGCGUCUUCCUGUUUCCUUCAGCCGCGUCUUAAAGUGAAUCUUUAGUGGCGGAGGAGCGCUCCAGCAUCCAGUCCUCUGCAUCCAGUGCGCCUCGGAGACGCACACACCAGCUCUCUCUCGCGCGCUCUCUCCCUCCCUCGCUCUCCGCUCUCUCUCUCUCUCUCUCCCUGGCUCUCUCUCUAUGUCUCUCACUCUUUUAGUAACAGCAGAGGAUAGAGGGAGAGACCGACGCGCGAGAGCUCUUUUCAUCCUCUAUUUUUUCUCUAUUUUGUCAUUUUCGCUCGCGUCGCCGACUUUUUUCCAGGUCUUCCGUCUGUGAGAAACUCUUACAUCCCAGCAUCCCAGAAAUCCGCGCCGCUCUGCGAAUAUUCUCCGGGUUUUUUUUUUCUCCCCAGUCGGAGUUCAGGUUGUCCCCCUCUUCAUCUAAAAGGGUACUCAGAGGCUUUGAUCCUAGAGGAGUGGGUUUGUGGGAUAUGGCCCAAUAGCAGCAGCCCGUGAUGCCGGACCAUGACAGCGACUCCCUCCUGAACAGACAGACCAAGCGACGACGUGUGGACAUCGGUGUUAAGAGGACCGUGGGUAGCACAGCCUCCUCGACAGCAGCAGCCACAACAGCAACCACUGAUAAUAUUGCCCGCGCCAAAGCAGCCAUUUUCAGUGCCAUGAACUCUCUGAGCUCUCAUUCUCACCACGGAUCAGAUACCGACUCCAUGGAGUGCUCUGUAGUGCAGCCACAUGGUGGGCCUGGCGUUGUAUCAGCCAGUGACAGUGAGUCUAAGUCCAAUGUACUCCGAAAGCUACUGAAGAGGGCCAACUCAUACGAGGACACCAUGAUGCCCUUUCCUGGCACCACCAUUAUCUCCCAGCUUCUCAAGAACAACAUUGCUAAAAAUGGAGGAGGAGAAAGAGGAGACAGGGGUGACAGAGGGGAGUCAGGCUUCCCCGGGUCAGGGCUCUCCAAUGCAAGUUCAGAUGCUCCGCAGGAGGACGCCUGCAGUAACUCCUCCCAGGACAGCACCCCGCAAGAGUGCUUGUCGCCGUUUGGUCGUCCUCCUGGCUUGGCGUCUUUCGACAUCGAGCGACUAAAUGACGAGCACCUGCGUGCCAAGCGAGCCCGCGUAGAGAACAUUAUACGAGGCAUGAGCCACUCGCCCAGCGUGGUGGUGCCUGCUGCUUCCCGCCACGAGCGUGACCACGAGAUGGACGGAGAACGAGACAUGGACCUGGACUGCCCGCCGCCCCAGUCCCAGCAGCAGAACCCCAGCAGCCCGCGGGGAGGCGAAGUGUGCAGCAGCAGUCGAGAGAACAAGCGCAAACAGCGCCUGCCUCAGCAGCAGCAGCAAAGCUUCACCCAGCUGGUGUGUCAGAGAAAGGAGCAGAAGCAAGAGGAGCGGCGACAACUCAAGCUGCAGCUGGAGGACAUGCAGAAACAACUACGGCAGUUACAGGAGAAGUUCUUUCAGAUCUAUGACUCAACCGAUGACUCAGAGCACAAUGACCUCCACAAUGACAUAGGAAACAUGUCGGAGGACAGCCCAGGUAGAUCUGACACUGGCGGUGAUGACCGGGGUGGUGAUGAUAUGCGAUCUGACAAUGAAAUGUCUGACCUGGACCCAGGCCAUUUCCUAGACAGGGCGCGGGCUCUGCUUCAGGAGCAGGCCCUGCUCGCUGAUGGAGACAAGCCAAGAAGAGAUGGGCUCGGUCGGAGCAAAGGACCAGGAGGUCCCGGGUCCUCUAUGCAUGCUGAAGGUAAACAGCUGGCUGAAACACUGAAACAGGAACUUAACUCAGCCAUGACUCAAGUGGUAGACACAGUUGUGAAAGUGUUCGCCAAGCCUCCACGCCCUACACCUCAGCAGGCCUUCCCUCCACUUUCCAUACCUCCCGAAAGGUUUCCAAAUGCUGCCAAUGGGGACAACCCCAACUUUCAUACCGCCAACCAGAGGCUGCAGUGUUUUGGCGAUGUCAUCAUUCCCAAUCCACUUGACUCCUUCGCUAGCAUGCCCGGUAUUCCAGGCGCCACCAACGACCAAACCGAGGCGCUGCCCUUAGUUGUGAGAAAGACACCAAGUGACCACCAUCACCAGUCUUCGGCUGUGGGUGCCCACGGUGGUCACCACCACCCUGCUCUUCACCCCUCUUCGCUCUCCGCCUCCAUGGGUUUCAGCCCCCCAUCCUUUAGACAUCCCUUCCCAUUGCCUCUCAUGGGCUACCCUUUCCAGAGUCCCCUUGGCGCGCCCACAGGUGGUUAUGCAGGCAAAGACCGUUCCUCACCAGACUCCAUGGACCUGUCCAGGGAAACCACCAGCCUGAGGACCAAGAUGACAGGUCACCACCUGGCCCACCACCAUCGCUCUUGUUCACCAGCACACCCUGGCAGCACCGCUGAAGGACUCUCCCUGUCUCUCAUUAAGUCUGAGUGCAGUGAUCUCCAGGACAUGGCGGACAUCUCACCCUACUCAGGCAGCAAUAUCCAAGAAGGUCUUUCACCCAAUCAUCUGAAGAAGGCCAAGCUUAUGUUUUUCUACACCCGCUACCCAAGCUCCAACAUGCUCAAGAUGUUUUUUUCUGAUGUCAAGUUCAACCGCUGCAUAACCUCGCAGCUGAUCAAGUGGUUCAGCAACUUCAGAGAGUUCUACUACAUCCAGAUGGAGAAGUUCGCCCGCCAGGCCAUCAACGACGGCAUCACCGGAGCCGAGGAGCUGUCCGUCAGCCGCGACUGCGAGCUCUUCCGAGCUCUCAACAUGCACUACAACAAGGCCAACGAUUUCGAGGUCCCCGAUCGCUUCCUGGAGGUGGCUGAAGUCACACUGAGAGAGUUCUUCAACGCCAUCGUUGCUGGAAAAGACGUGGACCCGUCCUGGAAGAAGGCCAUUUACAAGGUCAUCUGCAAACUGGACAGUGAGGUCCCCGACGUCUUCAAGUCCCCUAAUUGUCUCCAAGAGCUUCUACACGAGUAAAUCUCUCCUCCUCCUUGCUCACUGCUUUGCGCUUUUUGUUUGUUUUCUCUGAUUACCUAGAAUUUCAAAAAAAGAUAUUCUUUUUUUUUGUUUUGUUUUUUCCUUUUUCUCCAACUUUACUUUUUUUUUAUUUUUAAAUGUAUGAAAGUUAUGGAGUAGCAUUCCCAAUUUGAAGCCUCUGUGGCAGUUCCUAAAAGACCUAGCUAUUGUGUUGUUGUUCCUAUAUUAUGAUGGUUCCUCUAUGUUUUGUUUUUCUAUUAUUCUGAACUGAAGAGACUCUAAUCUUACUGGGUGUUUUUUUUUUUUUUUUUUUUUUUUUUUUUUGGACCGUGUGAACCUUCGUCGGGGUUUGGCCUGCUUUUUCUGAUCAACACUAACUAAAAGUCCUCUGUGUGUGGAAGGAGUUCUCAAGUGUCCAUUUACACCGCGAAGAACAUAGGCAGACCGUCGCGGCACCCACGGGUCCCCUUCCAAUCCGGAGGGGACCCAAACGAACUGUUCCUGCUAAAGUGGGUGCCCCACAGACUUGAUGUCUCUGCAGACACACACAAACACACACACACACACACACACAUACACACAGAAACAAGGCCUAGUGAGGUUACUGACUGAACUAAAACUGAACUGGCGGUACUGGUCUGCACUACUCUGUGGGAACUGGACCAGUUUCAAAUAGCUACUGAGCUCUACCAUUUUUGAAGUGUGUUUUCCCUGCAAGUGGGGCAUUGUGUUCACUGGGUGUACAUUAUUAUUUUUUGAUUACUAUUCUUAUUGUUGUUAUCCAUUAUUAUUAUUAUUUGUCAUUACUGCUUGCUGAAGUACUGCUUGGCACUUCGAGAUCUGUUUGUCCCUUGAUGCCGAAAAAAAUAAAAAUAAAUUAUUGCUAUUAAUAUUAUUCCAGAAGGUUUUAGAUUCUGAUAUUUUAUCCCGACCCCCCACCUCCCCACACCCCCCCACUUUUCCUCUCUGCUAACUACUUUUAGUUUGACCGUUGCUGAAGAGAACUUUGACUUUGUUUCGCUUUUCGUUGAUGGUUGGGGCGGCUUUGCUGGAUUUGGAAUUUCGAUUUACCUAAAGCGACGAGCUCACCCAACACAAGGUUGUGCCAGAGAUGACGAGGGGGAAAUAGGCAGCAAAACUCAAAAGUAAAAAUGCAGAAAUAUACCAGUGUUUAGUUUUGCGAUAGCUGUCUUUCAAACAGUUGGAUUUCCAUCUUUGACUCCCCUCUAAAUGAGCAUUUGCUCAUCUAUCAUAUAUUUCUCCCCCUUUAGGCAACAGACAGUAAUAACUGCAUAGCCUCUCUCUGUUUUUGUUUUAAUGUUAAAAGAAGUCGCUCUGUGUGUGGCUUUCAUUCUGAUUAGCAGACACACGGCGGAAAUGGCAUCAUGAAUAAACUGCGAUAAUACCUGAUACUUGAAUAAUAUAGACGACUGGAUACAUAUGAGCAGAGACGCCACUCAGAGUUAAGUCAACUUUAAGCGAAGCGACAUGCGUAUAAGCUGAAACGCAGCAGUUAAUUAAUUCUGCUUCAAGAGGAACUUCCCCCGCACACAACAUACACACACGCACACACACACACACACACACACACAUCUCCUUCCCUCCAUGUUCACCUGACUGUGAGUGAAGCUAGCUCCUCUCUCAAUGCAACAAUACAAGGUCGGAGGUGAGCACUCACCCCAGGGGUAGAUGGAGGAGCUCUCAGCACUACAAAGAGCAGGGACAAAGGCACAGAGCGGGGAGAAACACGCACCUGAAGCCCUCCGCUCGCUCCCGCCGUCCCACACUGGCAGCUUUUGAGACCCAAAGUGUGAAUCUGUCGAAGCCACUGUGCCCAGAUCGCGACAUGGCAUUCCUUUCACUUUUUCCUGAGAUUCGAAUCCCAGAUUUUUCCACAUGAGCUGUACGUGUAUAUCCGGCGUAUGUGUUUGUGUGUGCAUGUGUGUGUGUGUGUGUGUGUGUGUGUGUGUGUGUGUGUUGCUUCUUUUUUUUUUUCUUUUUUUAAAUGAUAAUUACUUUCAUCCACCCUCUCAGGCUUUUAAGACUUUUAACAAGCAGUUAGUAUGAGUUGGCCUUUUGAUGAGGUAAGUUUGAAGCGUUGAGUGGACUCCGGUGCUUUCUGCGGUGCGUGCGAGCUCGCUGUUGAUCUCGCCUUGGCGACGUUAGCUUAGCGUGUCUGCCGUGUGUGUCACAAAAGAUCAAACGGGCCAGGUUGCUUAACCUGCUGACUCGUCUGAGCGAGACAAAGCACUUGACAAAAGGAGGCAGAGAAAGACGGAGAGCUACUCCCUUCAUUAUGUCCCCCUUCCUCCUCCUCCUCCUCCUCUUCCUCCCCCCCCGGACGGUGUUCUUCUUCUUCUUAAGAUCCGGCGCCCUGAGAGAGCGAGCAGCACACACAUUUCUCACUGAGCGGUGGGCUAGGCCCGGCUUGUCUCGGAGUCUCAAAGCAACAGCCAAGGGCUCUAAAGCGCCACAGACAAAGGUGAAAGGAAAGGACACUUUUAUCUGAUGCGCAGAUUAUUAUCGCUCCCCACCCUCCUCCUUCCUGCGACUCCACCCUAAAGUUAAAGAACCGCUGCGCCGAAAAACAUUCAUUCAGGAGGAUGAAGACUUGUGUGCAGAAAAAAAAAAAAAAGACCUAGAUACCAUGUUUUGAAAUAUUUUUGUCGAGUUUUCCUUUUCUUGCGCUUGUUUGAUUUUUAGGAUUAUUGAAAUACAUAUAUAGCCUUUUUUAUUAAUUGUAAAAUAAAACUUUAUGGGGAAAAAUAUAUACAGUUGUGAAAGUUCUUGGAAAGGCACUGUUAGAAACUGUUUCAUAAAACAAAUCUCGAGGGUAUUUUUAGUGGCGAUUCUGUUUAUAAUCUGUACUCUCAAUAAGUGACUUGUUGGUAGAUUAGGAGCAAUAGUGGUAGUUUUUUUUUUAUUUUGUUUUUUUUUUUUGAAGGUUUGUGAGCAGUUUUCAUUUUGGUUUCUUGACCUUUUUGUACUGUGCUGAAUGGAUGUCUUCUUGAGAACAG